Molecule: messenger RNA, 1692 nt
Organism: Solanum verrucosum
Lineage: Eukaryota; Viridiplantae; Streptophyta; Magnoliopsida; Solanales; Solanaceae
Exons: 3
Coding region: 38-1450 (470 amino acids)
Source: RefSeq, a predicted model, not a curated record
CUGUUUUGAGCAAAAUGUGCAGAAGAAUGAGCUAGUAAUGGCUGUGGCAGAAGCAAGAACUGCUUGGCAAAGAGCAGUUAAUCGAUGUUUGGUCCAGGAAGAUGCCAAACGAGCUCCAAAGUUGGCAUGCUGCUCAUCAGCAUCACCCUCAGCAAAACAGGUUGAUGCUGGACCUGCAAAUGGUGCCGAUGCACAAAAUCCUUCUGGCACAUACUUCAUGCCUUUUGACAGGAACUCUUCAUAUUGUGAUUUAUCCCCUAAUUCAAGAUGGUGGCUGCAUCUUCAACCUAAUUAUGGGUAUCAAAAAGGCUUAGUGAGUGAACUGGUAGAUUCUAUUGAAGCAGAGAUGGAGAAUAUUGGACCAGAUUUAGAUUCAAUCCCUAAAUAUAACAAGUUGUGUGAUCAGAAUGAAGCAGAUAGUAGUUGUAUGGAUAAAUUUACUGUAGGUGGAUCUCUAGAUUCUCAGGUUACAAGAUCUGCAAGCUAUGUAAACAAUGACUUGGGAGUUGGAAGCAAAGAACUGACAGAUGUGUUUACUGAGAUUUCCAAGGAUAGUCCUAACCUCGAGGACACAGGGUAUCCCAAUGAAGCAAGUAAGAAAGGUCUGGUUGAUCUCACAGUCGGAAAGCAGAUAGAUGAGCUUUCAUUUGAUACAGAAUAUCCCUGGAUUGGUGUUGAGAAAACAGAACCAUGGUGGCGAACUGCAGACACAGAGGAACUUGCUUUAUUGGUUGCACAGAGAUCACAUGAUUUUAUGGAGAAUUGUGAUCUUCCCCAGCCUCAGAAUAAUUUUGUUAAACAAGACCGCGACGUGGAUGUUGACAGUAAGAUUUAUGCUUCUUCUACGGGUUCGAAAGCUGGAAGUAUGCGCCAGCAGAAUACGAAUAUUUAUAAACGUGGCAAUCUUUCUUUUGAACGCCCGUCACAGUUAGAUGCUGAAGGGAAGUUGCAGCUUCACACUUGCAAGUCAUCAAGUUUGAAGAACAGUGACACCCCUAGCCAAAAGGUUGUGCCUGAAAUGAACACAUCUGGAGAUGAUGAAAGCAAGGCCCAACUACUAAAAGCACUUCGUCAUUCUCAAACGCGUGCUAGGGAAGCUGAGAAUGCGGCAAAGCAAGCCUUUGCGGAGAAGGAGCACGUUGUUCAGCUGGUCUUUAGACAAGCAUCACAACUUUUUGCCUACAAGCAAUGGUUCCAGCUACUGCAACUAGAGAACUUCUACUUCCAGAUUAAAAACAACAAAAAACAGCCAAUGUCGACCAUGUUACCAAGGGUGCCCCAGAAAACUAAGAGACCGCAGAAGUCGUCUGCUAGGGUGAAACGAGCCAAACGUGGCCGUCCCAAGUAUGACUUGAGCAGAUAUGCAGUUGUUUUUGCAUUAGGUUUGGGUCUUGUUGGUGCAGGUUUGCUUCUUGGGUGGACAGUCGGGUGGAUGGUACCGACGUUCUGAGCUGUGUAGAUUGUAUCCAAUUUUCCUGUUAAUAGUAGUUUUGUAAAGAUUGGUUUACAGGGGAGUUGACUGAGUGGUUGUGUCUAUGUAUGUUAGUUGUAUGAUGAUGAUCAUUUCUCCAUUUACUUUGGUCUCAGCUUUUAGUACUUAAAUUGAAAUUAAAUACUGAGCUUUCCCUCAGUUUGUACUUGAAGACAAGCAAGCAUGUAUAUAUUUUAGGCAGAAUCGUGUUUUUUCCUCAC